Messenger RNA from Zea mays, 430 nucleotides. RefSeq names its product fumarate hydratase 1, mitochondrial. Gene Ontology annotation, biological process: malate metabolic process; fumarate metabolic process; tricarboxylic acid cycle. Gene Ontology annotation, cellular component: mitochondrion. The coding region runs from base 4 to 405 and encodes 133 amino acids. The transcript has 4 exons. Lineage: Eukaryota; Viridiplantae; Streptophyta; Magnoliopsida; Poales; Poaceae. The record is from RefSeq and is a predicted model, not a curated record. Gene Ontology annotation, molecular function: fumarate hydratase activity.
AAUAUGGACUAUGGCCUUGAUCCAACAAUAGGGAAGGCCAUAAUACAGGCAGCUGAGGAGGUCGCAGAGGGAAAGUUAGAUGAUCACUUCCCACUUGUUAUCUGGCAAACUGGCAGUGGCACACAAAGCAACAUGAAUGCCAAUGAGGUAAUUGCAAAUAGGGCAUCUGAGAUCCUUGGACACAAGGGCGGUCAGAAGUUUGUGCACCCAAAUGACCAUGUGAAUAGGUCACAAUCUUCAAAUGAUACAUUUCCCACUGUAAUGCAUAUAGCGACGACCGUUGAGAUACAUUCAAGGUUUAUCCCAAGUUUGCAACAGUUGCAUGAUUCACUUCAUUCGAAAACUGUUGAGUUUAAAGACAUAAUUAAAAUUGGACGUACACAUACCCAGAUGCCACCCCAUUGACUCUUGGCCAAGAAUUCAGUGGUUA